This is a messenger RNA of Sitodiplosis mosellana (orange wheat blossom midge), 1676 nucleotides long. RefSeq lists its product as uncharacterized. The transcript has 6 exons. Lineage: Eukaryota; Metazoa; Arthropoda; Insecta; Diptera; Cecidomyiidae. The coding region runs from base 124 to 1503 and encodes 459 amino acids. The record is from RefSeq and is a predicted model, not a curated record. Gene Ontology annotation, molecular function: glutathione peroxidase activity. Gene Ontology annotation, biological process: response to oxidative stress.
GUACAUUUCAUCACGAGAGCGUAGUUCAACCACAAGCAGAUUUGCAGUAAGUGAGACGCAAUAACGCUGCUUGCGAGACGCAAUAACGCAGUGUCUGAUGUUUGCAUUCAACUCAGUCGUACUAUGUUUGUGAAACGUAGCAGUUGUUUUCUAUUCCGCAAUUCGAAUAUUUUACGUGACAAUUUGGUGUCGGCUAAUUUCAGUCCAAUUCAAUCAACAAAUUGUUUCAUUUCCAUUACAUCCAAAGUAAACAUGAGCUCCGAAGCACCCGAAAACCCGCAAUCGGUUUACGAUUUCAAGGUGAAAGACACAUUCGGCAACGACGUGUCAUUGGAUAAAUACAAAGGCAAAGUGCUGCUCGUCGUAAAUAUUGCAUCACAAUGUGGUCUCACCAAUACCAACUACAAAGAACUCACCGAAUUGGCUGAGAAGUAUAAAGACCAAGAUGUAAAAAUCCUGUCAUUCCCAUGCAAUCAGUUUGCAAAUGAAAUGCCGGAAAAAGACGGCGAAGAAAUGGUAUGUCAUUUGAAAAAAGCCAACGCCAAUGUGGGAGACGUAUUCAAGAAGGUCGACGUCAAUGGAGCGAAAGCAGCACCACUGUACAAGUUCUUGAAGGACAAACAAGGUGGCUUUUUUGGCGAUGGCAUCAAAUGGAACUUCACCAAAUUCUUGGUUGACAAAGACGGCAAACCAGUGGAACGAUUCGCACCAACCACAUCACCGAAAAAUAUCGCAUCCAAAAUUGAUGAACUUUUGCAAAAACUUUUCUUUCAUUCUACGCUCCAAUACCGAAUUGACAGUUCAAUUCUGUCUUUCAUACAUAACAAAUCAAAACAGUGUCCGGUGUUUGCAUUCAGUCAUACUAUGUUUCUCAAAUGUAGCAGUUGUUUUCUAUUGCGCAAUUCGAAUCUUUUGCGUGAAAAUUUGGUGCCGACUAAUUUCAGUCCAAUUCAAUUAUCAAAUCGAUUUAUAUCCACUACGUCCAAAGUAAACAUGAGCUCCGAAGCACCCGAAAACCCGCAAUCGGUUCACGAUUUCAAGGUGAAAGACACAUUCGGCAACGACGUGUCAUUGGAUAAAUACAAAGGCAAAGUGCUGCUCAUCGUAAACAUUGCAUCACAAUGCGGUCUCGCCAACACCAACUACAAGGAGCUCACCGAAUUGUCCGAGAAGUAUAAAGAUCAAGAUGUAAAAAUCCUGUCAUUCCCAUGCAAUCAGUUUGCAAAUGAAAUGCCGGAGAAAGACGGCGAAGAAAUGGUAUGUCAUUUGCAGAAAGCCAAUGCUAAAGUGGGAGACGUUUUUAAGAAGGUCGACGUAAAUGGAGAGAAAGCAGCACCGCUGUACAAGUUCUUGAAGGAUAAACAAGGCUUCUUGGGCGAUGGUAUCAAAUGGAAUUUCACCAAAUUCUUGGUUGACAAAGACGGUAAACCAGUCGAAAGAUACGCACCAACCACAUCACCGAAAAAUAUCGCAUCAAAAAUUGAUGAACUUUUGCAAAAAUAAUUGAAUAAAUAUUUCUUUAUUUUGACUGCAAUGAUAGUAAUGGAACAAAACGCUACAAUUUGACCUAGAUUUUAAGACCAUACAAGUUCUUUCAUCUUGUUUAAUUGCAUUCACACAGUUUGUUGAGUAAAACCAAAGCCAUUAAAUUCAAUAAAAUUGAAUGACCGUUUAAA